This is a messenger RNA of Boleophthalmus pectinirostris (great blue-spotted mudskipper), 1145 nucleotides long. Its product is annotated as S-adenosylmethionine synthase-like. NCBI's taxonomy places the organism in Eukaryota, Metazoa, Chordata, Actinopteri, Gobiiformes, Gobiidae. Bases 7 to 1083 code for a protein of 358 amino acids. The record is from RefSeq and is a predicted model, not a curated record. Gene Ontology annotation, biological process: S-adenosylmethionine biosynthetic process. The transcript has 8 exons. Gene Ontology annotation, cellular component: cytosol. Gene Ontology annotation, molecular function: ATP binding; methionine adenosyltransferase activity.
GUCAAAAUGAAUGGGAAUUGCGAGCCUUCCCAUGCGGAUGUGGACUUUAUGUUUACUUCUGAGUCUGUGGGAGAAGGGCAUCCGGAUAAAAUAUGUGAUCAAAUCAGUGAUGCUGUGCUAGAUGCCCACCUCAAGCAGGAUCCAGACGCAAAAGUGGCCUGUGAGACAGUGUGUAAGACAGGCAUGGUGCUGCUCUGUGGUGAAAUCACAUCUCGAGCCCAUGUUGACUACCAGAAAAUUGUGAGAGAUACCAUCAGACACAUCGGCUAUGACAACUCUGAAAAGGGUUUUGACUAUAAAACCUGCAAUGUGCUGGUGGCUCUGGAGGAGCAGUCCCCUGAUAUCGCACAAGGAGUUCACAUCGACCGCUCAGAGAGUGACAUUGGAGCAGGAGACCAGGGCCUAAUGUUUGGAUACGCUACAGAUGAGACAGAGGAGUGCAUGCCCCUCACUAUUGUCCUGGCGCACAAACUGAACUCCAAAAUGGCCGAACUGAGACGCAACGGGACAGUGCCCUGGCUCCGACCUGACUCCAAAACACAGGUGACAGUUCACUACACCCAGCAGGACGGGGCGGUUAUCCCCAAAAGAGUCCACACCAUUGUGAUCUCAGUCCAACAUGAUGACUAUGUGAGUCUGGAGGAGCAGAAGCAGGUCCUGAAGGAUAAGGUGAUCAAAGCGGUGGUCCCGGCCAAAUACCUGGACCAGGACACCAUCUACCACCUGCAGCCCAGCGGCCGCUUUGUCAUCGGCGGACCACAGGGCGACGCAGGUGUGACUGGGAGAAAGAUCAUUGUGGACACAUAUGGAGGCUGGGGGGCUCACGGCGGAGGGGCCUUCUCUGGGAAGGACUACACCAAAGUAGACCGGUCUGCAGCCUAUGCUGCCCGCUGGGUCGCUAAAUCUCUGGUUAAAGCCAAACUCUGCAGGAGGGUCCUAGUUCAGGUGGCCUAUGCCAUCGGAGUGGCCCAUCCUCUGUCCAUCUCUCUGUUCACCUUCGGCUCAUCUCAGAAAACUGAGAAGGAGCUGCUGCAGAUUGUUCACAAAAACUUUGACCUGAGACCUGGAGUCAUUGUCAGGUGAGACACAGUUUUUUCAACCUUUAACCAAAGUAAUAUUGGUGUAAAACUAAGCAAAUAUCUGCU